Molecule: messenger RNA, 2780 nt
Organism: Canis lupus familiaris (dog)
Lineage: Eukaryota; Metazoa; Chordata; Mammalia; Carnivora; Canidae
Gene: PREP
Product: prolyl endopeptidase
Exons: 15
Coding region: 143-2275 (710 amino acids)
Biological process (GO): proteolysis
Cellular component (GO): cytosol
Molecular function (GO): oligopeptidase activity; serine-type endopeptidase activity
Source: RefSeq, a predicted model, not a curated record
CGCGCCGCCGGUCGGGUCGUGGGAGCCGUGGCCGAGAGCCGCCGCCGCCGCCGCCGCCGCCCGCGCCGCCCCUGCCUGCAGCCCGCGCCCCCGCGCCCCCGCGCCCCGCGCCCCCGCGCGCCCCCGCCCCGCGCCCCUGGCCAUGCUGUCCUUCCAGUACCCCGACGUGUACCGCGACGAGACCGCCGUACAGGAUUAUCAUGGACAUAAAAUUUAUGACCCUUAUGCUUGGCUUGAAGACCCAGACAGCGAGCAGACAAAGGCUUUCGUUGAGGCCCAGAACAAGAUUACUGUGCCAUUCCUUGAGCAGUGUCCUCUCAGGGGUUUAUACAAAGAGAGAAUGACUGAACUCUAUGACUACCCCAAGUAUAGUUGCCACUUCAAGAAAGGAAAACGGUAUUUCUAUUUUUACAAUACAGGUUUGCAGAACCAACGAGUAUUAUAUGUACAGGAUUCCUUAGAUGGUGAAGCCAGAGUGUUCCUCGACCCCAACCUACUCUCUGAUGAUGGUACGGUGGCGCUCCGAGGCUAUGCAUUCAGUGAAGAUGGUGAAUAUUUUGCCUAUGGUCUGAGUGCCAGCGGCUCAGACUGGGUGACGAUCAAGUUCAUGAAAGUCGAUGGUGCCAAAGAGCUUCCAGAUGUGCUCGAGAGAGUCAAGUUCAGCUGUAUGGCAUGGACCCACGAUGGGAAGGGGAUGUUCUACAACUCAUAUCCCCAACAGGAUGGAAAAAGUGAUGGUACGGAGACAUCCACCAAUCUCCAUCAGAAGCUCUGUUACCAUGUAUUGGGGACUGAUCAAUCAGAAGAUGUUUUGUGUGCUGAGUUUCCCGAUGAGCCUAAGUGGAUGGGUGGAGCUGAGUUGUCUGAUGAUGGUCGCUAUGUCUUACUAUCAAUAAGAGAGGGGUGCGAUCCAGUAAACCGACUCUGGUACUGUGACCUACAGCAGGAAUCCAAUGGCAUCAGUGGGAUCCUGAAGUGGGUAAAACUGAUCGACAACUUUGAAGGAGAAUAUGACUAUGUGACCAAUGAGGGGACGGUGUUCACGUUCAAGACAAAUCGCCAUUCGCCCAACUAUCGCCUGAUCAACAUCGACUUCACGGACCCUGAGGAGUCUAAGUGGAAGGUGCUUGUUCCUGAGCAUGAGAAAGAUGUCUUAGAAUGGGUCGCUUGCGUCAGGUCUAAUUUUUUGGUGUUAUGCUACCUUCAUGACGUGAGGAACAUUCUGCAGCUUCACGACCUGGCCACCGGUGCUCUCCUCAAGACCUUCCCACUGGAGGUCGGCAGCAUUGUGGGGUACAGCGGUCAGAAGAAGGACACCGAAAUCUUCUAUCAGUUUACUUCCUUUUUAUCUCCAGGUAUCAUUUAUCACUGUGACCUCACCAAAGAGGAACUGGAGCCAAGAGUCUUCCGAGAGGUUACCGUGAAAGGGAUCGAUGCUUCCGAUUACCAGACAGUCCAGAUUUUCUACCCCAGCAAGGAUGGUACAAAGAUUCCAAUGUUCAUUGUGCAUAAAAAGGGCAUUAAAUUGGAUGGCUCUCAUCCUGCCUUCUUAUAUGGCUACGGCGGCUUCAACAUAUCUAUCACACCCAACUACAGUGUGUCCAGGCUCAUCUUUGUGAGACACAUGGGCGGUGUCCUUGCAGUAGCCAACAUCAGAGGAGGUGGCGAAUACGGAGAGACGUGGCACAAAGGUGGUAUCUUGGCAAACAAACAGAACUGCUUUGAUGACUUUCAGCAUGCCGCGGAGUAUCUUAUCAAGGAAGGUUACACGUCUCCCAAGAGGCUGACUAUUAAUGGAGGUUCAAACGGAGGCCUCUUAGUGGCCGCUUGUGCAAAUCAGCGCCCUGACCUCUUUGGCUGUGUUAUUGCCCAAGUUGGAGUGAUGGACAUGCUGAAGUUCCAUAAAUACACCAUCGGCCACGCCUGGACCACCGACUACGGGUGCUCGGACAGCAAACAACACUUUGAAUGGCUUAUCAAGUACUCGCCGCUGCACAACGUGAGGCUCCCGGAGGCGGACGACACCCAGUACCCGUCCAUGCUGCUCCUGACCGCCGACCACGACGACCGCGUGGUCCCGCUGCACUCGCUCAAGUUCAUCGCCACCCUUCAGUACGUGGUGGGCCGCAGCCGGAAGCAGAGCAACCCGCUGCUCAUCCACGUGGACACCAAGGCCGGCCACGGGGCCGGGAAGCCCACGGCCAAGGUGAUAGAGGAGGUCUCCGACAUGUUCGCGUUCAUAGCGCGCUGCCUGGACAUCGACUGGAUCCAGUGAGCGGCCCCCGCGGGCCCGGCCCGGCCGCCGCCGGGACCCUCAAGGGCUUUCACACCGGUCACGGUCACGCGGAGAAGCCACCGGGCCUCCCGCCCCGCCCACGGACGCCGGGUCCCUGCGCUCCACACCGCCGGCCCACGGAACCGCCGCGGGAGUUUUAUCUUUUUUAGGCUUCUCCUUUUUAGCCAGGCCCUUGGCGUUUCUUUUUUCCACCCUGUGCAGGCACAUGUUUUAAAAAAAAAAAAAAAAAAAAAUUAAAAAUUAAAAAAAAAAAAAAGAAUUAAAAAAAAUAUUAAAAAGGCAUGUUUGGAUAAAUAGCUAAGUGACAGCCAACGCAUUGUGACUAUUAGGUUGCCGAAUCCAGAGUCGUAGUCGGGCCCACCUCACCUAGAGCACUCAGUGAAAUCCGCUUCUAUACCCAUAACCAGUAUAUCUUUCGAUGUGAGAACUGUUCUCCUGAAAAAGACUCCUUUGCAAUGAUAAUAAAUGUUAUUUAAGAACGGGA